Molecule: messenger RNA, 4698 nt
Organism: Corchorus capsularis
Lineage: Eukaryota; Viridiplantae; Streptophyta; Magnoliopsida; Malvales; Malvaceae
Source: the annotation of a GenBank genome assembly
AUGGUUCUGUUGCAAGAGGCGAUAGCACCUGAGGAAGGACCAGAUGACCAUUUAUUGGAGGAUUUGGACAUUCUGGAGUUAUCUACAGAAGACGAGGUCAACACUAAGAUCAAAAAACAUUCUUUGGUCGGGAAAACCAUCACAGAAAGGACGAUCAAGAUAGGCCCUCUCCGCGCAAUCCUAUCUAAGGCGUGGCCACUGCAUGACGCUAUGGAGAUUCACGAACUAGAGAGAAACAUUUUUCUCUUUGUUUUUAAGAGCGAAAGCGAUAAGGUUCGGGUGACUCAACAAAGCCCAUGGUCAGUUAUGGAAAACCACCUUAUGCUCAAAGAUUGGUCAGAAGAUGCAGUUUUAGAGGAGAUAGACUUCACUCUGUCAGAAUUUUGGGUUCAAGUCCACAACUUACCACUCUCCUACAUGACAAGAGCUAAUGCCGAGAAAAUCGCAGCCAUGUUUCCAGGAAUGGUAGAGCUGGACUUUGAUUCCGAUGAGGAUGUAAGAUGGAACGGAGUUCUUAGAAUGAAGGUGCGGUUGAAUGUGGAGGAUCCAUUAAAAACUGGAUUUUAUCUUCAAAGGAAAGAUAAGCCUCCUUUGUGGGUGGCGUUCAAAUAUGAAAGAAUUCCAUAUUUCUGUUAUCACUGUGGAAGGCUCGGUCAUGUGGCCAAGGACUGCAUCUACAGAAAUGACGGGAGAAAGAAAGGCUCUUACGGUCAAUGGAUGAAAGCCACCCAGCUCAAAUAUAAAACAGUCACAAAAGGCGGUCCGUCUAGCAACCAAAGCUCUUGGAAGAACAAUGAAGGCGGAAGGGAGGCAGCGCGUCCUUCUUACGCAGAUAAAGAGCGAGUCCAAGACGUGGCCCCAACCAAAGAGCUAACACCGGCCAUUUCUGAUACAACAUUUAAUGUCAAACACGCCUCUGCGGUUCCCACUGCUCAAGGUAGCAGUAGCCUGAAAGAACAUUUAAUGCUGCCAGGGCCCAGCUCAGGUUCAAUUGAGGCGGGAAAUGAGUUGGGGUCUUUGGAAAAGAUGGAAGGAAAGCUAAUUGGGCCGACGGAGAAAACAAUUUCAAGCCCAAAUCAGCCCAUGGAAGUAUCUUUGGUGAGUACACUUGGAAAAAGAACUAGAGAUGUGAAUAUGGACCAGGCUGGCGACUUCAAUUUGAACCAAGGCAAACGAUUGAAGAGUGAGCUGAAGGCCCAAAUUAGCAAUUGGGUUUAUGAAUACUACACCGGAAUGUGGGAUGUUUUGCAGGUUGGGCUAGCAGUGGAUUAUGAUUUACUUUCUGAAUUAUUUGGUCAUAAAGAAGGAGAAACUAAGUCCAACAUAAUCGAAAGCUGGGAAAAAUCAGCCAAAGGGCUUGGACAACCAUCGGCAAUUCGAGCUCUCAAGGGGCUCAUCCAUGCACACCGUCCCUCCAUUGUUUUUCUAAGUGAAACGAAGCAAAGGAGAAGUAAGUUAGAAAGUUUAAGAAAUAGGUUGGGUUUUGCUGGCAGUCAUUAUGUCGAUCGUCGAGGCAGAUCAGGGGGCUUAGCUCUAUGGUGGAAUAGCGAUUUCAACUUGGAAGUUAUAGCUGACUCCAGGAAUUUCAUUGAUGUUGGAACUGAUUUAGGUGAGCAGGGCAGUUGGUUUUGUACUUUUAUUUAUGGUGAUCCUAGAAGGGAAGGUAGAAGAGCAGUGUGGGAGCAAAUCUCAAGAUUAAGAGGAAACUCUGAGGAACGUUGGUGCUGUCUAGGCGGUUUUAAUGCAGUGGGCUCGCAAAGUGAGAAGAGCGGAGGUCAUCCAAUUGACAGAACACAAGCCGAAAUAUUUACAAAUUUUCUGCAAGAUUGUAAUUUGAUGGAGAUUGAGAUCCAUGGUGCAAACUUCUCUUGGUCCAACAAUAGAGAGGGGGAAGAUAAUAUUUUGGAGAAACUUGAUAAAGCCUAUGCUACGGUGGAUUGGAGCAAUUUGUUCACUGGAGCCAUUGGAUGGUACGAAGCUGAUGUAGCCUCUGAUCAUUGUCCUCUCCUCAUCACUCUUGAGAAAUUGAAGAAGAAUAGAAGAAGAGAUUUCAAAUUCGAGUCCAAAUGGCUCCUCGACCAAGAAUUUGCAGAGGUGAUUGACGAUGGUUGGAGAACCUCAGAGAUGGGCUCUAGGAUGUUUCGCCUAUCUAGAAAAUUGGCGAACACGAGAAACAAAUUGAGAAGUUGGAGCAAGGACAAAUUCCAGAAUCCGAAAGUUGAGGUUGAGUUGAGGCUUAAAAGAAUAAAGGAAAUCCAAAUGCUCCCACUGACAAAAGAGCUCAAGGAGGAGUUGGCAAUUUUAAAAAGGGAAGUCGAUGAACUAUGGCAAAUGGAAGAAAGGUUUUGGCAUCAGAGGUCUAGGCUCAAUUGGAUCAAUUAUGGAGAUCGAAAUACACAUUUUUUCCACUCCACAACAGUCCAACGUAGAAGGAGAAAUUCUAUUACUAGAAUCAUGAAUAACGAUGGGGUGUGGCUUACAGAGGAGGAGGAGAUUAGAAACUUCAUUCUCAACUCUUACAAGGAGCUUUUUAGAGCAGGGGAAUUGGAAGAUGUAGAAGAAGUUUUGGACUCGGUGGAAAGAGUGAUUACUCCAGAAAUGAACGAAGCUCUAAGUAAACAAGUGUCGAGAGAUGAAAUCGAAGAAGCAGUUUUCUCGCUAGGAGCUUUGAAAGCUCCAGGGAGGUUAAUUCAGGACAAUAUCAUCAUCUCUCAUGAAGCUUUUCAUGCUCUUAAUAAUAGGCGAACUGGAAGGAGAGGUUUCAUGGCCUUAAAGCUUGAUCUUAGCAAAGCUUACGAUAGGGUCAAUUGGAGUUUCUUGAAGCUGUUACUUGACAAGAUGGGUUUCUGUGAGUUUUGGACUACCAGGGUAAUGGAGUGCAUCACAUCAACUCAAUUUUCCAUUGUUCUUAAUGGUGAGAGGGGGGAUUCAUUUACCCCGGAACGAGGCUUGCGGCAGGGAGAUCCAUUAUCUCCAUAUCUGUUCAUCUUGAUCACUGAAGUGUUGUCACAGCUUAUCACAAAAGUCAUAGCGUCGGGGGAUUGGCAAGGUUUUAGAAUUAACAGGCGUUGCCCUCUGCUUUCCCAUCUUCUUUUUGCGGAUGAUUGUCUUUUAUUUUCGGUUGCUGACGAGCGGAACUGCGACACAAUCCUGAAUGUUCUUACCAAGUUCAGAAACGCAACAGGACAGGUUAUCAAUUUUACGAAAUCUGCAGUCUUUUUUUCUUCUAAUACUUCUAGCGAGUGCAGGAGACUUAUUAGAGACCAAUUGGGAGUCCAAGACUUGCAGAUGGACAAUAAGUACCUAGGCCUUCCAACGAUGUGGGGAAGAGGAAAGAAAGCAGCUCUUAGUUUUAUUGCUGAUAGGAUUAAAUCAAAAAUCCAAGGUUGGAAGAGCAAAUUACUUUCGAUGGCUGGCCGAGAGGUCCCUGACCUGCCUUCUUUUCGAAUCACUUCUACCCCAUCCCAGAUUGGAGACCCCAUGGUGGUUAAAGAUCUUAUUAACUUCGACCGCAAGUGCUGGAAAGACAAUCUUCUUCGCAUGGUGUUUAAUCAAACAGAAGUUAAUGCUGUAAAGAAAAUUCCAAUAGGCUCCGAGUCGACCCCUGACAGGCUUAUAUGGCACUUCACCAGAGAUGGGAAUUACAGUGUUAAAUCUAGGUACAGGUUGCUUACUUCAGAGGCAAUUUCUUUUGGGAAUAAUGGACAGAGUUCGAGUAGUAUGCAACAAAGUAGAACAUGGAGGAAUUUAUGGAAUCUUAAAGUUGCCCCCAAAGUCAAAAAUUUUUUAUGGAGAUCAUGUAGAAACAUUGUUCCGACCAAGGAGAAUCUUGUUAAAAGGCAUUGUAGUCUUUUUUCCCAGUGUGAUAGAUGUGGCGCAGAGGUGGAAUCUUUAGAACAUAUUCUCUUUUUCUGUCCUUUUGCCCAGGCAGUUUGGAGAGCUUCUCAUUUCAGCUAUUCCCCGAGGAGUGAAGGUUUCGUUAGCUUCCUAAAGUGGUGGGAAGAAUCAGCCAAUACCAUUGUUAGCUUUGGGAGUUUAAAUGUUGUUGAACUCAUUCGCUAUUUGUGCUGGAACGUGUGGAAAGCCAGAAAUUCUUUUGUUUUUGAAGGGAGAGAAGGCAAUCCCAUUGAGGUUUGGAAUCAUGCGGUGGCUGAAUUUGUGGAGUACAAUGAAAGUUUGUUGAAUGCAAACAGAAUACAUGGGAUGGGACCCACUCAACAAGUGUGGCAACCGCCUCAGAGGGAUUUUAUUAAGCUAAAUUGUGAUGCUGCUUUUGACAUGGCCAGCGGGGAUGCGGGUAUUGCAGUUGUAUGUCGAGACCAUGAUGGAAGUCUGAUCGAUGGUGCUUCUUUCUUCACCAAGGCAGGUUCGAUUGAUGCAGCGGAAGCCAUGGCUUUGCGGUUGGCUGUUCAACUAGCUCGUGACAGAGAAUGGAGGAAUGUUAUUUUUGAAUCUGACAACAAGGGACUCAUAAGAAGACUUAACUGCCACAACCAAAGGGACAGAUGGAAUACACUGACUAUUGAGCUUGAUACUAUCAACAUGGCUAUUUAUUUUGAUAGUUUUUCUUUCUCAUUUGUUCCUAGAAAUUGCAAUAGGGCUGCCGAUUGGGUAGCUAGAAAGACUAAGAAAAGAUGCUGUCCAAUUGAUUGGAUGUAUUCUCCACCAACAGAUCUGGUGGUUUUUUUGAAUAGUUAA